GGAGAAAAGGAGGGAGGGGACAGGAUCAGCCUGGCACAGCUCAGAUCUAUUUCUUCUCCAGCUUGGGAAGCAGGAGCUGCAGCAACCAGGAAGGAUCUCUAGCAAACGUUGUUUGAUACCGGCCAACAUGGAGGAAGCAAUAGUGGGAGUUACCUGCGAACAGAACUAAUCCACCGGCUUCCGCUUUAGCCAUCCAGCUGUGUACUUGAAGAAGGGAGGGAAGCCUAAUCCUUCACCCGUGGAAUCACAUCUGUCUGUCUACACUCCCGACAGCAGGAGUAAAAGGGGUUAUUUUCCCCUUCUGGCUGCCUGCAUUUAGCCUAAGAAGCAAAGGAGGGUGGGGAGCUCGCCUCUGAGGAGCCUCCCUGAGCCAUGGGCAACGAAGCGAGCUUGGAAGGGGAAGGUCUCCCUGAAGGGCUGACAGCUGCGGCGGCGGCGGCAGCAGCAGCCGGAGGAGGGGACGGCGGGGCGGGGAGCACCUUACACACCAUGAUCCCGGCCGGCAUGGAGGCGGAUCUGAGCCAGUUGAGCGAGGAGGAGAGGAGACAGAUCGCUGCUGUCAUGUCAAGGGCGCAGGGGCUGCCCAAAGGAAACGUCCCCCCCGCCGCAGCGGAACCACCUUCUAUGCAAAGGAAACAAGAGUUUGAUAGCAGUCAUCAUCCAAAGCAACCAGGGAAACCUCCAGAUCCUGGGCGUCCUGGACAACCCACCCUCAGUAAAAGUAGAACAACAGAUACUUUGAGAACUGAGCAGAAAUCUCCUGGAAGAAGCCCUUCUACUACUAGCCUGAGAGAAUCUAAAUCGAGAACAGAUUUUAAAGAAGAACAAAAGUCAAGUAUUAUGCCUAGCUUUCUCACAGAUUCUAACCCAUUAAGUGCUGUCUCCUCUGUUGUAAAUAAAUUUAACCCAUUUGAUUUGAUAUCAGACUCUGAUGUAUCCCAGGAAGAAACCACUAGGAAACAAAAAGUUGUUCAGAAGGAACCGGCGAAACCUGAAGGCAUCACAAAACCCCUAUCUCAACAGCAGUCCCCUAAACCAAUUACAAAGCCACAAGGGCCUCCCAAAGUUACAUCUCAGCCAGCUGGUACUACCAAACCAAUACCUCCUCAACAACCUGGAAAAACUAAACCUCAAUCUGUUGGGACAGGAAAGCCAACUCAAAUUUUAGGGUCUACAGAAGAAGAAACUUCACGAUCAGAACAGACAAAGUCACCAGUCCAACAACGAGGUCCAACCAAGACUCAACCAGAUCCUUCAAAAUCAGAUCCUGCUAAAUUAGUAUCACAAGGCCCAUCUAAAACAUAUUCCCAGCAACCGGGGCCUACAAAAUCACCUGCCCAACAACCGGACCCAAUAAAACCACCUGCUCAGCAGCCUGGGCCAACAAAACCUCCCACUCAGCAGCCUGGGCCAAUAAAACCUCCCACUCAGCAGCCUGGGCCAAUGAAACCUCCCAUUCAGCAGCCUGGGCCAACGAAACCUCCCACUCAGCAGCCUGGGCCAACAAAACCUCCCCCUCAACAGCCAGUGCCCACAAAACUGACCGCUCAUCAGACUGGGGCUUCAAAACCCCCCACCCAGCAGCCUGGGCCUUCAAAACCCCCCACCCAGCAGCCAGGGAUCACAAAACCUCCUGCCCAACAGUUAGGACCCACAAAACCCCCUUCUCAACAGCCAGGCUCAACAAAACCCCUUGGUCAGCAGACUACAAAACCCUCAAGCCAACAAGCAGAGCCUGGAAAACCUUUGCAACCACAACCAACUUCAUCCCCAUCUGCAGCACUGACGUCAGCCCAGGGUCCCCCCAAAACCUUUUGUCCUCUUUGCACUACUACAGAACUUCUGCUCCACACUCCGGAAAAGGCCAAUUAUAAUACUUGCACUCAGUGUCAAACAAUUGUCUGUAGCCUGUGUGGGUUCAGUCCCCCACAUAUAACAGAGGUUAAAGAGUGGCUUUGUUUAAACUGCCAGAUGCAAAGAGCAUUGGGUGGUGAUUUGGCCCCAGUUCCACCAACUCCUCAGCCGAAACCGAAGGUUAGCCCUGCGGUUACAGCAUCUUCAGUGACUAAACCAGUUCCUCCACCCCAGCAAACUUCCCUGAAAAAGGAUGUUACCCCUAAACCAGAUCUUUCAAAGCCCCCUGAGAUUAAAAAACCUCCGCCACUCACAAAGCAACCAUCCAUUCCAGGCUCUCCUCCAGCAAAAGCCAAGCAGCCUUCCCCCAGAGAGUCUGUAACCCAGCCAACCCCUCACCCAGAGCCUUCUCUCAAAUCUGAACAAGCCAAGGUACCAGUGGCUGAUGACAAAUCCAAACAGCCAAAGACACAGAAGCCUCCAGCUGAUGCUGUGGCUUCCUCCUUAGUUGCAGUGAAACCUGAUCUCCCAGGCUCCAAAAUGCAAUCACAGGUUCAGGAGAAAACAGCACAACCUCCAAAAACAGAUUCUGCCAAAUCAACACAAAUUAUCCCACCCGUGGGGGAUAAAGAACUCCCACCUGAUUCUAAAGGCCCAUCCCGUACUCCAUCUGAUUCCAAACUCACUUCACAACCUGGGAUGAUCUCAGAGAGUAAAAUUCAAAAACAAGUUGAUCCAGUUCAAAAAAAGGAAGACCCUAAGAAAGCACAAACCAAAAUGAGCCCCAAACCAGAUGCCAAGCAAAUGCCAAAAGGAUCGCCUACUCUCCCAGGCACAAAGCCUAGUCCUGGUCAACCCACACUUACGGCCCAGCAGCCCCCAAAGACCCAAGAACAGUCGAGACGUUUCAGUCUUAAUCUGGGAAGUAUCACGGAUGCCCCGAAAUCGCAGCCCACAACUCCCCAAGAGACAGUCACUGGGAAGCUCUUUGGAUUUGGAGCCUCAAUCUUUAGCCAGGCAUCAAAUUUAAUUUCCACAGCUGGUCAAGCAGGAACUCAAGCACAAGGUAUGCCAGGGGCUCCAACCAAACAACCUCCUCCCCCUUCACAUCCACCUGUAUCUCAGGUACCACCUAAGCCCACCAGUCAAACUCCACAAACAGUUCCUAAAACCACACCUGUUAAAAAGGACACAAAAGCUCCAACUGCUGAAAAAGCUGAGGUGCCUAAAACUGAACAGGUUGCCCCAAUCAAAGGCACAGAACCAGAAAAGAAGCCUUUUCCCACAAAAGAGAGCAAACCGCAAAUGGUGGAACCUCAAAAGGCUGCUGGCCCUCUAGAAUCAGAAAAGCCCACCAAACCAAAAUCUACUUGUCCCCUUUGUAAAACUGGCCUAAAUGUGGGUUCUAAGGAUCCUCCCAACUUUAAUACUUGUACAGAAUGCAAGAAUGUGGUAUGCAAUCUCUGUGGAUUUAAUCCGACACCACACUUAACUGAGGUUCAAGAAUGGCUAUGCUUAAAUUGCCAGACGCAGAGAGCAAUAUCAGGACAACUUGGGGACAUGGGCAAAGUGCCACCUUCAAUCCCACCUAUUUCUUCAGAGAUUGUACAAAAACCAUCAGCUGUACCUCAGCCUCCUGUGACAGAAGAAAUAUCCCCCACAAUAUCCCCAAUGCCUGCCCAAGUAAUAGAAAAAAAGAAAGAACAAGAAGCACAAAAAGAAGAUGAAAAAGUAAAGGAAAUACCUUCACUUGAAAAGAAGCCCCCACUGAUAAGCACAGAUGAAAAGCAUGAGGAAAGUAAAAUGAAAGACAAGAUUAUAGACUCUGAUGAUUUGGGAGAAAAGCCCCCAAAGGGAGAGUCGCAAGAAAUAAUGAAACCUGAGGUGCCAGCUGAUAAAGAAAAAUCCUUGGACCAGGAACCUCCUAAAGAAGUACAUGUAGAAAAACAAGCAGAGACCAAGACAGCACCUGGAAUUCCCCAGAGUCUACCCAAAGACGAGGAGAAAAUUCAAAAAAGAGAUGAUGUACUACAGACAACACCAUUAGUAAAACCAGAUCAAGUGGAAACAGUGAAAGAAAAAAUAGAAAAGGAAGAUGACAAAUCAGAUACAUCAAGUUCUCAGCAACAGAAAAGCCCUCAAGGUUUGAGUGACACAGGAUAUUCUUCUGAUGGAAUAUCAGGUUCCCUUGGUGAAAUUCCAAGUCUUAUUCCUGGUGAUGAAAAGGACUUGCCACAAGAACUCAAAAAAGAUUCUCAUUCUCAAGAAAGUAGUCCUACAAGUCCUUCUGAUCUAGCAAAGUUAGAAAGUACUGUUCUGUCCAUUUUGGAAGCUCAAGCAAAUUCACUUGUUGAAGAAAAAUCAGAAAAGAAAAAAGAAUUAUAUGGUGGGCUUCCUGAGCAGCCUAAAGAGCAACAGAAAACUAAGGAUUUUCCUGUCACACUAGAAUCUUAUAGUUCAGAAGAAGAGGAUAUCAAGGAAGUUCAAGAAGAAAAGAAAGAUAUCCUUGUAAAAGCUGAAAAAGACAGUAUCCCUUCCAUAAAGGCCCUCAGAGAAAAAACUGACUUUGUAGAUGAUGUGACAGCUAGAAGGCAGCGUUAUGAUUCACUGGAAGAUAGCAGUGAAAGUGAAAACUCCCCUGUCUCACGAAGGAAAAGAAGAGCUAGUGUUGGUUCAUCAAGCAGUGAUGAAUAUAAGCAGGAAGACAGUCAAGGAUCAGGUGAUGACGAAGAUUUCAUUCGAAAACAGAUCAUAGAGAUGAGUGCUGAUGAAGAUGCCUCUGGUUCAGAUGAUGAUUUCAUCAGGAAACAACUCAAAGAAAUCAGUGUUAGUGAGAGCCAGAAGAAGGAAGAAACAAAAGGAAAGGGGAAAGGAAUAGUUGGGAAACACAGGAGACUCACCAGAAAAAGUAGUACAAGCUUUGAUGAUGAUGCAGGGAGACGCCAUUCUUGGCAUGAUGAAGAUGAUGAGACAUUCGAUGAGAGCCCAGAACUAAAAUAUAGAGAAACCAAAAGUCAGGAAAGCGAAGAACUCACUGUUACUGGUGGAGGAGGUCUUAGAAGAUUCAAAACCAUUGAACUAAACAGCACAGUGACAGAUAAAUAUUCUGAAGACUCUGUGCAAAAGAAAGCAAGUUUAUAUUUUGAUGAAGAACCAGAACUUGAGAUGGAAAGUCUUACAGAUUCACCAGAAGAUCGGUCCCGAGGAGAAGGAUCUUCUAGUCUGCAUGCCUCCAGUUUCACACCUGGUACAUCUCCCACAUCAGUGUCAUCUCUUGAUGAGGACAGUGACAGCAGUCCAAGUCACAAAAAGGGAGAGAGUAAACAGCGUAAAUCUAGACACCGAUCACAUGGUCCUCUUCUUCCCACUAUUGAAGAUUCUUCAGAAGAAGAGGAAAUGAGGGAAGAAGAAGAACUAUUAAAGGAGCAAGAAAAACAACGUGAAAUUGAACAGCAGCAAAGAAAGAGUUCCAGUAAAAAAUCAAAAAAAGACAAAGAUGAACUUCGGGCUCAAAGAAGAAGAGAAAGACCAAAGACACCACCCAGCAAUCUCUCUCCAAUCGAAGAUGCAUCUCCCACAGAAGAAUUACGUCAGGCUGCAGAGAUGGAAGAAUUGCAUCGUUCCUCUUGCUCUGAAUAUUCUCCAAGCAUAGAAUCAGAUCCAGAAGGGUUUGAAAUUAGCCCAGAAAAAAUAAUAGAAGUACAAAAAGUUUAUAAACUGCCCACAGCUGUGUCUUUAUAUUCUCCAACAGAUGAGCAAUCUAUUACAAUUCAAAAAGAAAGUGGUCAAAAGGUAUUAAAAAGUGCUGAGGAAAUGUAUGAAGAAAUGAUGCAUAAAUCCCACAAAUCAAAAGCAUUUCCAACACCAACAGAGAAAGAUGAAGUAUUUGAGAAGGAGCCAUUGUAUGGUGGAAUGCUAAUAGAGGAUUAUAUUUACGAAUCUCUGGUUGAAGAUACAUACAAUGGUACUGUUGAUAGUAGUCUAUUAACAAGACAAGAGGAGGAUAGUGAAUUUAUUCAGCCAGGAGGGAGAGAGAGAAAAAUGAGACUUCCAGAGGAGAUCUAUGAAGAUCCUAUGAAGAAAAUCUCAGAUCUGCAGAAAGAAUUUUAUGAGCUGGAAAGCUUACACUCUAUGGUACCUCAAGAAGAUAUUGUAUCAAGCUCAUAUAUCAUUCCUGAAAGUCAUGAAAUUGUGGAUCUAGGUACUAUGGUAACAUCAACGAGUGAAGAGAAGCAGUUAUUAGAUGCAGAUGCAGCCUAUGAGGAACUCAUGAAGAGGCAACAAAUGCAGCUAACCCCAGGGGCUAGUCCAACUCAACCAGCCACUGAGCAUGAUAUAACAGAGCCUGCAAUAGACUUUGACAGAAUGCCAGAUACCUCAUUGACAUCUAGUAUUCUCUCAGGAGCCUCACUUACAGACUCAACUAGUAGUACAACACUUUCUAUCCCAGAUGUGAAAAUAACACAGCACUUUUCGCCAGAGGAAAUAGAGGAUGAAUAUAUAACUGAUUAUACCAGAGAAAUUCAAGAGAUAAUUGCCCAUGAAUCAUCAAUUUUAGCAUACUCUGAGCUCUCAGAAAGUGCAACAUCUGUGCUACCGUCUGACACGCCCUCUCUUACAUCAUCCAUUUCAUCAGUUUGUACAACGGAUAGCUCCUCACCUAUUACUGCUCCAGAAACCACAACUGUGAUUUUUGCAGAUACUGUGGACCAACUAGCUAAAAUUCAGGAUUCUGAAAAGAUUCCAUCAUUACCUCCCUUUCCAAUAGACACAAAAGUGUAUUCAGGAACAGAUAAAUCUUUAGAUCAGACUGCCCAACCCUCUUCUAAAGCAAUUGAUGAUCAUGUUGCAAUUUCUCUUCCUGAUGUUCCAAGAUCUGUCAUGGUACCUGAAGAAUUCAAACCGAAGCCGUCUAUUUCUGAUUCUUUUUCUGUUGAUUCAUCUGUAUCAGAAGAAGAUGCAGUAAGAAAAACUAAGAGUAAAAAUGGAAAUGGUGACAUGCUGGAAACUUACAAGGAUAAAAGAAAGGCACCUGUACCUUUACUACGCAGAAUUAGCUCUGUAGAUUCUGGGCCAGCCCAACCACCUUCAAGUACCAUUGCAGUUCCAGUUAGUGAUCAAAUGUCAACUAUUUCUUCUAUAUCUAGAGAAGUGACCGAUACAAUAUCACAAUUGCCAUCUACGACUUCAAUUCCUGCUGUGACACCUAGAACACCUUUUCUUUGGAGAAGUUCUUCUUUGGAUUCAUCUGCCCAACCCCCAUUUGCUCCUCCUGCUCCAGCUCCUCCUGCUCCGGCUCCUCCUGCUCCAGCUCUUCCUGCUCCGGCUCGUCCUGCUCCUCCUGCUCCAGUUCCUCCUGCUCCGGCUCGUCCUGCUCCUCCUGCUCCAGUUCCUCCUGCUCCAGCUCCUCCUGCUCCAGCUCCUCCUGCUCCAGCUCCUCCUGUUCCUGCUCUUCCUACCCCUGCUCCUCUUGCUCCUGCUCCUCCUCCUCCUCCACCUCCUCCACCUCCACCACUUCCCCCACCAACUCCACCUAAACCUGCUAUUUAUCCUAAAAAGAAGUUAAUAAAAGCUCCUCCAGUGACAUCAGCUGUUGUUGUACCUUCAGUUGACACUGUUGCUACUGUAGAGGCUACUGCUAGUCCAAAAAAUAAUUUGACGCCUGUAACAAAAGUAUACACCCCUGCACCACCUCCAGUUCCACCUAAGCCUUCUUCAAUUCCAUCAGGACUUGUAUUUACUCACAGGCCUGUUGAGGGGACCAAGCCUCCAAUUGCUCCUAAACCAACAAUUCCUCAGCCUCCAAUAACUACACCGCUGCCAGUGGAUAUACAUCCCAAACCAGCAGGUUUAUCCUUAACUUCAAGUAUGACAUUGAAUUUAGUGACUUCAGCAGAUUAUAAAUUGCCAUCUCCUACAUCCCCCUUGUCACCACAUUCUAACAAGUCCUCACCAAGGUUUUCCAAAUCAUUGGAGACUUAUGUUGUUAUAACAUUACCAUCUGAACCAGGAACUCCAACAGAUUCUUUAACUAGUCAGGCAGUGACCAGUUGGCCUUUGGGAUCACCUUCUAAAGAACUAGUUUCAAUGGAACCUGUAUUUACUACAGUUCUUCCUGUGACAGGUGAAGAGAUUCAAAGCAUGUCAGAUCAGAGCCUGUAUACCUCAGGUGCUUUACAGCCUUUCUCUGCUGCCCCAGUCAUGACACAGCCUUCAUUCCAUAUAGUCCCAGGCUCAGUAACUCCAUUUCUCUCAAGUGAACUGAGCAAAACCUUAGUUUCAUUAGCAGACAGCACAAUUCCUAGUGUUGAUUCAAGUAGUGUUUCUAUAACAAUUCCUCCCGAACCUGUGGCUCAAGAACCCUUAGCAUUAGAGAAACCAAGAUAUAAAGAAGAUGUUCAGCACUUUGGGGAUGUUAUUGAUCUACGCAUGGUACCAAAGGUUGAUGGUGAAAUACCUGGAAGCUGCAUGGACCUGUCUGCUUCUCCAGUAGAUGUGAGAAGGCAGACCACAGCAAGUGAGUCAUAUGGCAGACAAAUCAGCACUGUCCAACCUGCUAUCAUAAAUCUCAGUGCAACUUCAACAGUAGUCACGCCACUCUCCCUGGUCACAGAAACUAUGGCUGUUGUGACAUGUACAACUAGCGUAAGUUAUACCACUAGCACAGAAAGCCUGCUUGGGACAGAUCAUUCUAUGAUGACACCUCUUCAGUUAACAACAUCAAAACAUGCUGAGCCUACCUACAGAAAAACGAGUGUCCAGGUCUUCCCUACACUUAGGGAGGAAGCACCAAUAAAUUUAUCUCUAGGUACUUCUGGCCAUGCAGUAACAAUGCCUGCCACCAAACCUAUCACUGUACCUCCACCCAGUGUUACCAAUGGAUGGGCUGAUCUCUCCACGACUCAGGGGCCCCAAGAUGAUGGUGCGGUGGAUCUCAGUACUACAAAGUCUCACCGUACUGUAGUCACCAUGGAUGAAUCCACUUCAGGAGUUGUGACGACUGUCAUAGAAGAUGAUGAGAAACCAGUGGAUUUGACCGCAGGAAGAAGAGCAGUUUGCUGUGAUGUUGUUUAUAAGUUACCAUUUGGAAGAAGUUGUACAACACAACAGCCUGCAACUACUCUUCCAGAAGAUCGUUUUGGUUACAGGGAUGAUCACUACCAGUAUGAUCGAUCAGGGCCAUAUGGUUAUAGGGGAAUUGGGGGCAUGAAGCCUUCUAUGUCUGACACGAACUUAGCUGACACUGGAGUUUUUCUUUAUAAAAGUAAGAAUACCUUUGAUUAUACUGGAGGGGUUGAUACAGCAGUAGAUCUAACUUCUGGAAGAAUAACCACAGGUGAGGUAAUGGAUUAUUCAAGCAAGACCACAGGUCCUUACCCUGAGACUCGGCAAGUUAUUUCAGGCAGUGGGAUUGGUACACCACAGUAUUCUACAGCAAGAAUGACCCCUCCACCAGGAUCCCCAUAUGGCAUGGGGAGUGUUUUGAGAUCCUCCAAUGGUGUAGUCUAUUCUUCAGUAGCAACUCCAGUCCCUUCUACAUUUGCUAUCACUACUCAGCCUGGCUCAAUUUUCAGCACUACAGUGAGGGAUUUGUCUGGCAUUCACACAACUGAUGCAAUAACAUCUUUGUCUGCUUUGCAACAGAGCCAACCAUUACCUAGAUCGUAUGGUUUCCUAACUACAGGAGCAUCUGAUAAGGACAGUUCUGUGACUGCAAUAGAAAUAGAAACAAGCUUACAAACUCUUCCUGUAGAGAGUCUCCCUGCUGAGGCCAUUGAUGUUAUUCCCACUUUGACCACAGCAUCUGAGGUGUUUCCAGAAGUCUUGGGAGAUGACAGUGCUCUUGUCAUUGGGACUGAAGAAGAUAAGCAGCAACAACUUGAUUUGGAGAGGGAGCUCUUAGAACUUGAGAAAAUUAAGCAACAGCGAUUUGCUGAAGAGUUAGAGUGGGAACGACAGGAAAUACAAAGAUUCCGAGAGCAAGAAAAGUUUAUGGUUCAAAAGAAACUAGAGGAGUUGCAAUCUAUGAAACAACAUCUCCUAUUACAGCAAGAAGAAGAGAGACAAGCUCAGUUUAUGAUGAGGCAAGAAACACUAGCACAGCAACAGCUACAGCUUGAGCAAAUCCAGCAACUUCAACAGCAACUUCACCAGCAGCUAGAAGAGCAAAAGAUCCGCCAGAUAUACCAGUAUAAUUAUGAUCCUUCAGGAACAGCUUCACCACAAACAACCACAGAACAAGCAAUUCUGGAAGGUCAGUAUCCAGCAGUGGAGAGCAAUCAGUUUUGGCCCACCGAAGAUGUCACCACCACAGCUUCAGCUGUAGUGGCCAUUGAAAUCCCGCAGAGCCAAGGCUGGUAUACAGUUCAAUCUGAUGGUGUUACUCAAUAUAUCGCUCCACCUGGCAUACUGAGUACGGUUUCUGAAAUGCCCUUAACUGAUAUUGUUGUGAAGGAUGAAAAGCAGCUUAAAAAAAGGACUUCUGGAACCAAGAUGCGUGGCCAAUAUGAUGAGCUUGAGGAAGCUGUGGGUGAGGACCCUCGGUGUUUUAAAAAGAUAGUGGACAGUGGAGUACAAACCGAUGAUGAAGAUGGAGCCGACAGAAGUUAUGCUAAUAGGAGAAGAAGAAGUAAAAAGAGUGUGGAUACGAGUGUUCAGACUGAUGAUGAAGAUCAAGAUGAAUGGGAUGUGCCCAGUAGAUCACGGAGAAAAUCACGUCCAGGGAAAUAUAGUGAUAGCACCUCUGAAAUCGACAAAACCAAACCCCUUUCCAAGGUAUCUAGCAUAGCAGUUCAGACAGUGGCAGAAAUAUCAGUGCAGACUGAACCAGUUGGGACCAUAAGAACACCUUCCAUACGUGCUCGAGUCGAUGCAAAAGUUGAAAUAAUCAAGCACAUUUCAGCUCCUGAAAAAACAUACAAAGGUGGAAGUUUAGGUUGUCAAACAGAGACAGACCCAGAUGCACAGAGUCCUCAGUUUUUGAGCGCCACAUCUUCACCCAAAGACAAGAAACGUCCAACGCCUUUAGAAAUAGGUUAUUCAUCUCAUCUUCGGGCAGAUUCCACCCUACAGCUAGCACCAUCCCCACCAAAAUCUCCAAAAGUUCUUUAUUCACCCAUUUCUCCAAUUUCACCAGGCAAAGCCUUAGAAUCAGCCUUUGUACCUUAUGAAAAGCCCAUUACUGAUGAUAUUAGCCCUCAGAAAAUAUUGCACCCAGACAUGGCAAAGGUUCCACCAGCAAGUCCAAAGUCUGCGAAAAUGAUGCAGAGGUCAAUGUCUGAUCCAAAACCUUUGAGUCCAACAGCAGAAGAGAGUUCCAGAGUGCAUUUUCAGUACACAGAAGGCUACUUGACCAAAGGCUCUCAGACUAUGACUGCUUCUGGCAGCCAGAAGAAAGUAAAGAGAACACUACCAAAUCCGCCUCCUGAAGAAACUUCCUCAGGAACCCCAUCAGCAUACAGCACUAUGGGAUCUGUUUCCCGAAGAAGAAUCUGCAGAACUAACACAAUGGCAAGAGCCAAAAUCCUCCAGGAUAUAGAUAGAGAACUUGAUCUUGUGGAAAGGGAAUCAGCAAAACUCAGGAAGAAGCAAGCUGAACUGGAUGAGGAAGAAAAGGAGAUAGAUGCAAAGUUGCGUUACUUAGAAAUGGGAAUCAACCGAAGAAAAGAAGCUUUAUUAAAGGAAAGGGAAAAGAGAGAGCGAGCCUACCUCCAGGGAGUAGCUGAGGACCGUGAUUAUAUGUCAGAUAGUGAAGUAAGCAGCACUCGGACAACCCGAAUAGAAAGUCAGCAUGGUUUGGAGAGACCUAGAACUGCCCCCCAAACGGAAUUUAACCAAUUUAUGCCACCCCAAACACAGACAGAGUCUCAGUUAGUUCCACCAACAAGUCCUUACACCCAGUACCAGUUCUCCUCCCCUGCUCUUCCAACCCAAGCACCAACUCAGUAUACCCAACAGUCUCCUUACCAACAGCAGCCUUUAUACCAUCAGCAGGUUUCCCCUUAUCAGACCCAGCCCACCUUCCAAACUGUGGCCACAAUGUCCUUCACACCACAAACACAGCCUCCACCAACACCACAGCCUUCCUAUCAACUUCCAUCUCAGAUGAUGGUCAUACAGCAAAAACCAAGGCAAUCUACAUUGUAUUUGGAGCCUAAAAUAACAUCUAAUUAUGAAGUCAUUCGAAAUCAACCGCUGAUGAUAGCACCAGUUUCUACUGAGAAUACUUAUGCAGUGUCCCACCUUGGUAGUAAAUAUAAUAGUUUAGAUUUAAGAAUAGGUUUAGAGGAAAGAAAUAGCAUAGCUGGCAGUCCAAUCUCAAGCAUAUCUGCAGAUUCUUUCUAUGCAGAUAUAGAACACCACACACCACGGAAUUAUCUUCUAAUUGAUGAUAUUGGUGAGCUUACUAAAGGAACAGCCUCACUGAGUACUGCAUUUAGCCUUCACGAUAAGGAUUUGACAAAAACUGACCGCCUCCUUCAAACAACAGAGACUCGCAGAACCCAAGAAGUUACAGAUUUUCUGGCACCUUUACAGACUUCUUCUAGACUACAUUCCUAUGUAAAAGCAGAUGAAGACCCAAUGGAUGAUCCAUAUGAAUUGAAACUUCUCAAACAUCAGAUCAAGCAGGAAUUCCGUCGUGGUGCUGAAAGUUUAGACCAUCUCGCUGGUCUUUCCCAUUAUUACCAUGCAGACACUAGCUAUAGGCAUUUCCCUAAAUCAGAGAAAUAUAGCAUUAGUAGAUUGACACUUGAAAAACAGGCAGCAAAACAACUUCCAGCAGCAAUCCUUUAUCAAAAGCAAGCAAAGCAUAAAAAAUCACUAAUUGACCCCAAAAUGUCAAAAUUUUCACCAAUUCAAGAAAGCAGAGACCUUGAACCUGAUUACUCAAGUUAUAUGACUUCUAGCUCUCCAUCAGUUGGAGGCAUUUCUUCCAGGGCAAGACUUCUUCAGGAUGAUAUUACAUUUGGCCUUAGGAAAAAUAUCACAGACCAACAAAAAUUCAUAGGUUCAUCCCUUACUUCAUCCCUUGGAACAGGCUUGGGCACUUUGGGUUCCACAAUCCGGUCAGCAUUACAGGAUGAGGCAGACAAGCCUUAUAGCAGUGGCACUAGAUCAAGGCCUUCUUCUCGACCAUCUUCCGUCUAUGGACUUGAUUUAUCCAUAAAGAGAGAUUCGUCAAGCUCUUCUUUAAGACUGAAGGCUCAAGAGGCUGAAGCUUUGGAUGUUGCUUUUAGUCAUGUCACACCCUCUGGCAGAACUAAGCCCACAAGUCUGCCUAUUAGCCAGAGCAGAGGAAGAAUACCAAUUGUUGCUCAGAACUCAGAAGAAGAAAGUCCUUUGAGCCCUGUUGGCCAACCAAUGGGAAUGGCAAGAGCUGCAGCUGGACCACUGCCACCAAUAUCUGCUGAUACCAGAGAUCAAUUUGGAUCAAGUCAUUCUUUGCCUGAAGUUCAGCAGCAUAUGAGGGAAGAAUCACGGACUCGAGGAGGCUAUGAUCGGGAUAUUGCAAUCUUCAUGGAUGACUUCCAACAUGCCAUGUCAGACAGUGAAGCCUAUCACCUACGUCGUGAGGAAACAGAUUGGUUUGACAAGCCCAGGGAAACUCGUUUAGAAAAUGGACAUGGUCUUGACCGGAAACUGCCAGAAAGACUGAUUCAUUCAAGACCACUCAGCCAACAUCAAGAACAAAUGAAUGGGAAGCCUACACAGUACAUCUUUCCUCAUGCAAGAAUAAAAAUAAUGAGAGACCUUAAGGAUCAUACAGUUUCAGGUAAUGGGUUAGGAAUCAGAAUAGUAGGUGGCAAAGAAAUCCCAGGAAAUAGUGGAGAAAUUGGAGCUUAUAUUGCCAAGAUCCUCCCUGGUGGAAGUGCGGAGCAGACAGGAAAGCUAAUUGAAGGAAUGCAAGUUUUAGAAUGGAAUGGAAUCCCCCUGACUUCUAAAACCUAUGAAGAAGUCCAGAGUAUCAUUAAUCAACAAAGUGGGGAAGCAGAAAUAUGUGUAAGACUGGAUAUCAACAUGCUCUCAGAUUCGGAGAAUCCCCAACACUUGGAACUACAUGAACCACCAAAGGCUGUAGACAAAGCAAAAUCCCCUGGGGUGGAUCCAAAGCAACUGGCGGCUGAGCUCCAAAAAGUUUCUCUCCAGCAGUCACCAUUGGUUCUUUCUUCAGUUGUUGAAAAAGGAUCACAUGUUCACUCUGGCCCCACAUCAGCUGCAUCUAGUGCUGUUCCUAGUCCUGGUCAACCAGGAUCACCCUCUGUGAGCAAAAAGAGGCACAGCAGCAAGCCCACUGAUGCAACAAAGUCUGUCUCUCAUCCAAUUACUGGAGAAAUUCAGCUUCAAAUCAACUAUGACAAGCACCUUGGAAAUCUUAUUAUCCACAUUCUUCAAGCAAGAAAUCUUGUUCCCCGAGACAACAAUGGAUAUUCUGAUCCUUUUGUUAAAGUUUAUCUUCUUCCAGGGAGAGGCCAAGUCAUGGUUGUCCAGAAUGCAAGUGCUGAGUAUAAGAGAAGAACUAAAUAUGUUCAGAAAAGUCUUAAUCCAGAAUGGAAUCAGACAGUAAUUUAUAAAAAUAUCUCCAUGGAACAGCUCAAGAAGAAAACACUGGAAGUGACAGUCUGGGAUUAUGAUAGAUUCUCUUCCAAUGACUUUCUUGGUGAGGUAUUGAUUGAAUUAUCCAGUACUUCUCACCUUGACAAUACACCUCGAUGGUAUCCUCUCAAAGAACAGACAGAAAGUAUUGAACAUGGAAAGUCCCAUUCUAGUCAGAGUAGCCAGCAAUCUCCAAAACCAUCUGUCAUCAAAAGCAGAAGUCAUGGAAUCUUCCCUGAUCCGUCCAAGGAUAUGCAGGUACCUACAAUUGAGAAAUCCCAUAGUAGUCCUGGGAGCUCAAAGUCAUCCUCUGAAGGCCAUCUUCGCUCUCAUGGACCAUCACGUAGCCAAAGCAAGACCAGUGUCACUCAGACCCAUCUUGAAGAUGCAGGGGCCGCCAUAGCAGCCGCAGAAGCAGCUGUGCAACAGCUUCGCCUUCAACCAACAGCACAUAAAAGCGGUCAGUCUAAUCAUACCAGGAAGCAGCACAGACACAGCAUAGCAGGAGUCCUCCCAAUUCAAAGAACUCAGUCUGACAAUCUGCCUCCACCAGCCAAUGACAACAAAGAUCCAAGCCAGCUGGCUCUCAGGAAGGUGAUGUCUGAUGGACCAGUCAAGCCAGAAGGAGCAAGACCUACUAAUCAUCGACCUGCUGAAAGCUCCGUCUCUACCGGCUCAUCUGCCAGCAGCUUUGGCAGUGGAUAUAGUGUGGACAGUGAAGGAGGUAGCAGCACUGCAGGGGAGACUAAUCUAUUUCCCAUUCCAAGAGUAGGAAAGAUGGGGCAGAAUGGACAAGAGACUGCGAAGCAGCCGGGAGUAGGAUUAACAGAUGCUGAAGCUAAAACACAAGUAAUGGGAGAAAUCAAGAUUGCCCUGAAAAAAGAAAUGAAAACAGAUGGAGAACAGCUAAUAGUUGAGAUCCUUCAGUGCAGAAACAUCACUUACAAAUUUAAGUCUCCUGAUCAUUUACCAGAUUUGUAUGUGAAACUGUAUGUAGUCAACAUUUCUACGCAAAAAAGAGUGAUCAAGAAAAAGACAAGAGUGUGUAGGCAUGAUCGGGAACCUUCAUUCAAUGAAACAUUUAGAUUUAGCCUGAAUCCUGCUGGACAUUCUCUUCAGAUUUUGCUCGUCUCCAAUGGAGGGAAGUUUAUGAAAAAGACAUUAAUUGGUGAAGCUUAUAUCUGGCUUGACAAAGUGGAUUUAAGGAAAAGAAUAGUAAACUGGCACAAACUCUUGGUCAGUCCUACUCAAACACAUUGAAGAGAGUCUGGUUAGGAUUUAGAACUUUACAGACUAUUAUCUUCUAUAAAGAGCAUCAAAUCAAUUCUAUAGAUUGAUACUAUUGUGUUUAGCUAGGCUUUCAGAAGGAAAAAAAAAAAAGACAAGUGGGAAGAUCAGGUGAUGAAUCUUCAACCUUGUAAACUUGUUGUUGAGGAAGUCAACAAGCAGCUAUGGGAUCCCAAUUAAAAGGAUAUAUGAUUUAAAGAAAGGAAGGCUUGUUGAUAUAAGACUUCUCAUGGUCACCAAUAGGAACUAUGGAAGAAGUUGAAUGCUGAAGGCAAUGUGAUUACUUGGAGCUCCUCUGACGCUGAAAGUGAUGGUUCAAAGAUCAAUAUGGUUUGCAAUGUAACACAAUGAUGUUUUUUAUGCAAAGGCAUCGAGGAUGAAAACAAAGAACUGACUUUAUAAAUCUCACUUUUCAAAACUAUAAAAGUAGUUUCUCUGAACCUUAGGCUCUCUCUGAUUAUUCUCUAUGGUAAGAGUAUACUGCAGGAUUGAUUCAUCCCGUUUUGUGUACAGUCAUGGCAGAGGUGUGGAUUUUAUUUUUAUGAAUUAAAUAUAUAUGUCUUGGAGCAUGAGCUCAAAGGAGAUUCCAUGGUGUAAAGCACCAUUCUUGAAAUCUGUAUGAUGAAAGCACAUUUUUGGCAAAGGUUGACAUGAUUUAUACUGAAGAUAACCCAGAAUAGAACUUAAAUGGAAUAUUAAAAAGGUGAUAUUAUUUAUUGUACAAAUAUCCUGGAAAAACAGACAUGAAUGACUUGGUAGGGAAGAAUUUUGCCUCAAAAACAAAAUAAUCCCAGUGACCUAUCAUAAAAAUAUAGAAGAUUCUUAAUUUUCCCAUAAUUUAGUCUUUGGAGAAGACUACUUGAAUAAUAUAGGCUAUAUGUACCAAAGGGUGAUUUAACUUGUCUUGUGUGAGUUAGGAUGCAUGAGAUGCUAUUCUUUGUGGAACUGAAAAUAAAUUAAUUAUCCUAUAGAUUUAAUUUCUAUUGAGUGACAUAUUAGGAGAAAAAAAUAUUUCCCUCAAAUAAAUUUUAUAUUGGUCUCUCUGUAGUGGAUAAUUAAAUUGGGAUGACUUUUUACUCUUAUGUCACUAAAUCUUUAAAAAAUAUGUGUGUAUAUAUAUACAUAUAUAUACACACACACAUUAUAUAUAUGUAUAUGUACACAUAUACAUCUAUAUAUAUAAUAGCAUGAAAAUCCUAACACCUUAAGCCUACCUUUCUAUUAUAUUUCUGCUCCCCUACUUCAUUUUGGUCAAGUUCACUACUGGGAAAUUUAGAAAAAUUGUAUUGUGUGACUAUACAAAAUACCAAGUUUAAAAAUUUUAUUCUAUUUGAGUGAGGAUUUUGACACCAGAAGAUGAUAAUUCAUUUCUUUAAAUAUUGAACAAAAUGGUCUAAAUUCAAUAUCUUUGGAUCGAGUGGAAAAUAAUCUAGUACUAGAAUUUAGAAAAAAAAAACUGGCUUUUAGUCUGAGUUCUGACAAUGAUUCCUUGUAUAAUUUUAAGCAAGUCACUAAACUUCAUUGUGUGCCCAUGUCAUGUGUAUAAUGAGGAUCUUAAUAUCUUCCUUUCCUACCUCACAGGAUUGUUGUUAGGAUAAAAGUAGGCCAUAUACAUGAAAGCACUUUGCACAAUAUAAAGAGCUAUACAAAUAUAAUGAAUAAGGGUCAAACAUGUUGAGUCUCUCAUUCCAAGAUACACUAAAAGUCUUCUUACCCCUUAAAAAAUCACUUUAUAUUGGCUAAAAAAAAAAUAACAACAAAUGCUUUUCCAAAAGUAUUAUUUUUCAUUCACCCAUUUGGAAAAAAAAAGAUAAGUAAAAUGAAAAUAUAUACAAAUAGACAGGAUAUGCAAAGUUGAAGCCAAAUGAACUAUUCCUUUAUUAAAUCUUUUACUCCAGUCUGACUUUGUCUCUAAAGCAAAAUUUCAGAGUUAAGCAACUCAGUCUAAGUUUGUUGCUUUAAAAUUGCUGCUGUAUUUUAGAUUCAAUAUUCCUCUGAGGAGAGAAGGUAGUACAAUUCUCACAGUAGCAACUUUAACUUUGAAUAUUGUGGCUUUUUUUCAAAUGAAUACAUAUUUCAAAUGUAAUUUUCUCUGUAGUUAAUAUUAACUAGAGCUCUUGAUUCUGCAUGGACCUUCAAAAUAACUAGAAAUCAUUCAUUACAAAAAAUUUUAUUUGCAUUAAUAGAAUAAGGAUUUGAACUCCAGUUGUCCUACAGUCCUACUUGGAAGGUUAUCAUAUCUUCUCCAUCCAACAACAUCCCCUCCACCUCUACCCUUCACCAAAAAAUAAAAUAAAAUAAUAAAAAAUCCUGCUUUUAGCUACAUUGAAAUAAGGAUAAGAUGUAGGUAUUUGAAAGAUCAAAGACAAUUUUGAUCUUGUAAGAAUUUCAUUUUUUAUUGGUGACAGCAAGUCCUGCUGAUGGUUGCUAUGGAAAUUUUCAGCAGGAGUUACUGUGAUAUGGGAGUCUGUAAUCAACAUUCUUUAUUUGAGAAAAGUAGCUUAAUAAGCUUUUCUGACAUAAAAUGUCACUUCUAGAUUCCCUGAAAGCUAAACUAAUAGGAUCUUGGUUAACUCUGGCACUCUCUUUCAAUCUCUGGUCAUCUUGUACUCAUGAGAACUAAACAUUAUAAAAAUGAUUGGGUCAUACCAGUCAUUUGACUUCAAAAUAUGAUCUCCCUUCAACCAAUAAAGUAGUAGAGAUCAUCAAACAGAGGGAUGUCCCUUCAUCAUCCCUUAUCAAAUGUAUUAAAAUUAUUUUCAUUCUGGGUGGCCCAACAGUUAGUUCCUGGAGACUAGUAGCAGUCAAGUCAUUUCGUACAUUCAAUGACAGAAAUCAUCUUGGAUGGGUAUAUGCUAGCAUGAAUUCAGAAUGUGUGAUGUAAGAUGCUUCUAAAGAGUGCCAAAGUUUCAGUUGACCAAAAUCCUUAGGCUGUUCUGGAAUUAUUCUAUGCAACACUGAUUUAUAUGUGAAUGCAUUUCUUCUGAGUGAAGUUAAGUACCCUUCAGAAAACAAAAUAAUUUCAUUUUAAAAUUAAAAAUAGGACUCUUGUUUUUUUUUUUUUUUUUUUUUAAUAUCACAGCAUGGGUUUCCAGUUCUACAUAUUUAUCUUUCCACUGACUUCUUAGUGGUGAUGGAGCUUAUGAUCUCUAAUUAACUAAUUUUUUAUUGAUCUUAACAACAUACUUCUACAAUAUUUGCCUGAAUAAGUACAUCUUUCAGGUUCUUCAAAGGAAUUUUGAUUUUUCCCACAAAUCCACUUAAUCAUGAAAUAUUGAGAUUGCAUUAGAUCUUAAACCAAGAGCUAUGAAAACAUGCUGAAAUCUGAGCAAAAGCACAGUGUGAGUGUUUACAAGGCUUCAUGAUAGUCUUUAUUAAUAUGAAUGGGGGUAAAAGCAGGACAUUACUACGAAUAUGUUAUUCAUUUACUAUUUCACAGUAUAAAGAGACAGGAUCCAGGAGCAGAAAAAAGGAAUAUAGCAUCUGCUUCUUAAUAAUACCCAUAUUUUUACAUCAAACUAACUUAUUAACCAAAUCCAUGUUUCAAGACAUAAAUGAAGUAAGUUUUGUAGAUCACACAUACACAUCUUGAAAUGAUCAUUUUGUGGGAAUAACGUAGCUGGUAACCAGCUAAUAUGGAUUCUUACUAUAGGAAUAAUGGUGGGAGUGGGUGUGGUGAGAGUAGUGUGGAGAUAUAAGUAAGCAUCUAUAGUAUAAAAAGCUAUUGUGCCCAAUUUAAUAGAAAUUAUUUGAUCAAUGUUUAGUUUCAUGAAGAUAUCAUAAAGAUGUUUAUAGUAUUUUUUUAUUAUUUAAAUCAUACUUAAUAUUUUAAAGGACUUAUUUUCAUUGCUACAGUGUCUAUUAUCCCAAAUUCUGCCAACUAUAUCUAUACAUGUAUAUACACCUAUGUCUAACAAAUGAAUUGAAGAUAUGUGACUGAGCUUGGAACUGAAAUGAAAAAGAGAGAAUGUUCAAUAAAUACAAAUCAUAUGAUUCAGUUGUUUCUUUCAAAUGAUUAAUUGCCUUUGCUUAAAAAGACUAGAGUGAAUGAAUAAAUGGAUAAUCUAAGUUAGAAUACACAUUUUAAUGUUUUCUGUAUGUUCCAUUUUAUUUGUUUAAAAAAGUUACCUGGGGAACUCAAAAUCAUUUAAAAAUCCUUAAAUAUUAAGUCGUUUGAAAGAGCAGUUUCUUAAUUUGUUACACUGUAUAUAACUAUACAUUUUGUAAAGCAGACAAGUUUGAAUUAUUAAUUUCAUCUAGCAUUCAGCAUGUGAAUGUGAAUAUUAUUUGAUAGUGUCUGUAAAUUUGUUCAGUGAUGUGCUCAGGUGCUACCAUGACAAUAUCUUAUCAAAAAAAAAAAAAAAAGAUAAAGAUAAAGAAAAAACAUACAGCAUUCCAGCUGUCCAAUUUUUUUUUAAUUAAGAAAAUAUCCUUGAAAAAAUGUCAUGUUUCUAAAUUGAAUGUUGCAUGCAGUGAUAGUGAUUUGAUAUCUUCUUUUUCCAUUUAUAAAUUUUACUUCUGAGAUUUCUCUGGAAAAACAAAAAAAAAUCAAAAAGCCUUGUUCUAAAAGUUGUAUAAAUUAAAACAUAAAAUGUAUGAGAAUUGUACAAAGACAAUGCUUGUAAAUCUGUUUUAGUUUCCACUCUAUGUAAAAAUUCCUGUCAUGGUUUUGUGGUUGUAUACAGGAUGUAUCUUGAGAAUUUAUGCAAGUUGUGUUAUACAAAGGCUGCUCCCCCAGUCUAACAAAUAAAUAGUGAAAACAUCAA
Antechinus flavipes (yellow-footed antechinus) is the source of this 20501-nucleotide messenger RNA. RefSeq names its product piccolo presynaptic cytomatrix protein (gene PCLO). Gene Ontology annotation, biological process: protein localization to synapse; presynaptic active zone assembly. The transcript is spliced from 26 exons. The record is from RefSeq and is a predicted model, not a curated record. Gene Ontology annotation, cellular component: membrane; glutamatergic synapse; cytoskeleton of presynaptic active zone. Lineage: Eukaryota; Metazoa; Chordata; Mammalia; Dasyuromorphia; Dasyuridae. Gene Ontology annotation, molecular function: protein binding; structural constituent of presynaptic active zone; metal ion binding. Bases 373 to 15708 code for a protein of 5111 amino acids.